Molecule: messenger RNA, 737 nt
Organism: Momordica charantia (bitter melon)
Lineage: Eukaryota; Viridiplantae; Streptophyta; Magnoliopsida; Cucurbitales; Cucurbitaceae
Product: transcription factor IND-like
Biological process (GO): regulation of DNA-templated transcription
Molecular function (GO): DNA-binding transcription factor activity; protein dimerization activity
Source: RefSeq, a predicted model, not a curated record
UUUCCAUUUCCCAAUCCCUCUCUUUAAAACCACCUCUUUCACCACUUCUCAUCAACAAAACCCUCAAUUCCCUUCAUUACCCCUUUUAUGGAACCCCCUCACCUCUCCAACUUCACUUCCCAUCAUCUGAUCCAACUCUCCUCCAUGGAUGACCACCGCGUCCACGACCUCGACCUCGACUCCAUUUGGCCCGCCUCGUUCUUGCCUCUUCAACCCCACGAUCCCCGCCAGCAGCAACUCCCUUCUCCUUCUUCCUCCACCCACCUGCUGAUAGGUGAUGAUGAGGAAGAGCCCGAAGAAGAGCUCGGGGUCAUGAAGGAGAUGAUGUACAAGAUCGCGGCGAUGCAACCGGUGGACAUUGACCCUUCGACCAUUCGGAAGCCGAAGCGGCGGAACGUUCGGAUUAGCGAUGACCCGCAGAGCAUUGCCGCCCGUCUCCGGCGAGAGAGGAUCAGCGAGAAGAUCAGAGUUCUUCAGCGGCUUGUGCCCGGUGGUACUAAGAUGGACACAGCUUCCAUGUUAGAUGAAGCCAUUCGCUAUGUCAAGUUCUUGAAGAGACAAAUCCGGUUGCUGCAGGUCAGUCAGCCGCAACAGCCGGGCACCGGCGGUGGCGCCGCCGCCGGAGGGUGGCCGUUUACAUUCGAUAAGGCUAACGGUUCAACCUCCUCAUCCACUUCCUUGGAAGCUCCUGCCAUUACACCGUCGGGAUGGUGAGAAUUAAUUAUAUGUAAUUAGUU